Electrophorus electricus (electric eel) is the source of this 2861-nucleotide messenger RNA. RefSeq names its product chimerin 2 (gene chn2). The record is from RefSeq and is a predicted model, not a curated record. Gene Ontology annotation, molecular function: GTPase activator activity. NCBI's taxonomy places the organism in Eukaryota, Metazoa, Chordata, Actinopteri, Gymnotiformes, Gymnotidae. Gene Ontology annotation, biological process: positive regulation of GTPase activity; regulation of small GTPase mediated signal transduction; signal transduction.
CAUGUAGACCAUACAGUAAUAAUGUGUUGUUUUUUUUUCCAGUAUGGCGAAACCAGCCGGUAGAGGCAUUAAACUGAAUGACAAAGUUUUAGGGCAUGUUUUUUUUCAUUAAGUACUUGAUCUGUUGCUGGAUUUUCUCCAUGCAUUUUCGAUAUUGUGUGCAUUUACUAUUUUUACCACAUGCACGUUCCGAUGCCACAGAAGCAGCUGUAAAUGCGGCAACGUUGGCAACUCCCGUCUGAUCUCGAGCGCCACAGAGACUCCCGUGAGCCCGCCGUUCAGUGGCUGGGUCGCAGCGCCGCGAGCGUCCACAGAUGCAGCCAGUCCGCGGGUUCCAGAGGAGAGUUUGAAAGAAGGUGGCAGACUGAGAUGGACAAGCUCCCAGAUUUGCUUGUGAGCGCACCUUAAACGAAGGCGAAUGAUUUAGCGGACUGAGAGAUGGCAGCUUCUAGUAACUCUAGUCUUUCAGGUUCGUCCGUCUCCUCUGAUCCUGAGGACUACCAACCACCAAUAUGGAAAUCCUACUUGUACCAACUGCAGCAGGAGGCGCCAAGACCAAAGAGAAUCACAUGUCCACAGGAGGUGGAGAGCAGACCAAGGCACUAUGGCCGCGAGUUCCAUGGCCUGAUAUCCAGAGAGCAGGCGGAUGAGCUGCUGGGGGGAGCAGAGGGGGCUUACCUUAUCAGAGAGAGCCAGCGACAACCUGGCACUUACACACUCGCUUUGAGGUUCGGGGGUCAGACUCUAAACUACAGGCUCUUCUAUGAUGGGAAGCACUUCGUGGGUGAGAAGCGAUUUGAAUCGGUGCACGACCUGGUCACAGACGGCCUCAUCACCCUCUACGUCGAGACCAAGGCGGCUGAAUACAUUGCCAAAAUGACCACCAACCCCAUCUACCAGCACCUGGGCUACACAUCACUGCUGCGUGACAAACUCAACCCCGGACUCAGUCGGCAACGCUCCGAGCCCAGGAGGGUCACCUUCCGACCCAGCGACAAGAUCUCCACAUCUCCACUGGGAAGACGCAGCGCACUGAAGGACGGGUCCGAGAAGCACUGCAGCUACCACAAGGUCCAUAACUUCAAGGUCCACACGUUCAGAGGGCCCCACUGGUGUGAAUACUGCGCCAACUUCAUGUGGGGCCUCAUUGCCCAGGGUGUACGCUGCUCAGACUGUGGACUGAACGUGCACAAGCAGUGCGCCAAGCUGGUGCCCAGCGACUGCCAGCCAGACCUGCGGCGGAUCAAGAAGGUGUUCAGCUGUGACCUCACCACGCUGGUCAAGGCCCACAACACGCUGCGGCCCAUGGUCCUGGACAUGUGCAUCAGUGAGAUAGAGCACCGAGGGCUGACAUCCGAGGGCCUGUACAGGGUGUCUGGCUUCACAGAACACAUAGAGGACGUGAGGCUGGCCUUCGACAGAGAUGGGGAGAAGACAGAUAUCAGUGCCAAUGCCUACCCAGACAUCAACACUAUUACUGGAGCCCUGAAACUCUAUCUGCGGGAUCUGCCUAUUCCAGUCAUCACCUAUGAUGUCUACUCAAAAUUCAUACUGGCAGCCAAAAUGACCGACCCUGACUCCAGGCUGGAAGCUAUCCAUGAUGGCCUGCUGCAGCUGCCCCCUGCUCACUACGAGACACUGCGCUAUCUGGUUUCCCACCUGAAGAGGGUCACCAUGUUUGAGAAAGACAACCUCAUGAACGCGGAAAACCUGGGAAUCGUCUUUGGGCCGACUCUGAUGCAGCCUCCGGACCAGGACACUCUCGCCAGCCUCAGCUGCAUGCGGCUCCAGAAGCUCAUCGUUCAGCUGCUGAUCGAGCACGAGGACAUCCUGUUUUAAUCUCACAAACUGUAAAGACUUUUUUGAAAUAACAGUACUGCUGAUGGCCUGCAGGGGCAGUUUGCGACAUGUUUGGUGACCAGUGGUAGCCAUUAAACUGGAAGAACCUCUUUUUGAGAGCUUUAUAUGGUGGCAUAUAACACAGAGGCAUUACAUGCAUUCAUUGGCUAAUAAAUGGGUUAUAAUUCCCCAGUGAUGUUUUAAUAUCACCACACAUAGAGCACUACUGUGAGCCUGGUUUUGAAAUUUUACGAGUUACUUCUCUAUCUUGAAUAAAUAAGAAUAUGUUCUUGGAUUUCUCUUUUUUAUGCAUUCCUAUUUAUUCUUAAUGUCUCAUGCAGAGCAAUCCAUGAGAUGAAUAAUGAAAAAAAAAUUUUUUUAAUUGUUUGUAUAGUAGAAAUUAUAAAGUGUCGUUUUCCCCAGAACCUAAACAAUGUAAAUUACACCGUUGUACAUGAUUAAUGGUUUUAUGGUUAGUGUGUUGCACUGACAAUGAUUUAAGGGUUCAGUAUGAUUAAAAAGUUAUUCCUUUGUACCAUGGGUAUGUACAGAAUAUGUUCACCUUUGUAAUGUGUUCUACAGUAACAACCAGUAUGAGGCACUUUUUGUCUUUUUUGCAAAGAGUGUAAAUAUUUUUGAUCCGUGGUUUUUGUGCCGUGUUCAUAAAUUUACAUACAACCUCAACGUAAUUCCCAAUUUUAAACAUAAUCCCGGAAAUCAUUUAAAAAACGUUUCCUAGCACAUCAUGUCUUCCUACGGAGGUGCUGAUGAAGAGAGUUCUGACCGUCUGUGACCGCGCCAUAGUGGUUCUGACUGGGUCCAAGCCGCUGGAUGAUGUCACGCCCCCAUAUUCAGGCCUUUUAUGAAAGAAAUGAUCAUAUCCAGUCCUGUUACUUUCCAAUAUGCCUACUGUCUGUUGAAGUUGUUGAUGUGACAUGAGACCUUGCUACAAAUUUGUUUUAUUAAAGAUAUUUUCUGUGACGAAUGUAAUUUAUCAAACUCUGAUGUAUUAAAUUAUGUAA